Molecule: messenger RNA, 3124 nt
Organism: Ceratosolen solmsi marchali
Lineage: Eukaryota; Metazoa; Arthropoda; Insecta; Hymenoptera; Agaonidae
Product: histone deacetylase complex subunit SAP130
Exons: 9
Coding region: 398-3034 (878 amino acids)
Biological process (GO): negative regulation of transcription by RNA polymerase II
Cellular component (GO): Sin3-type complex
Source: RefSeq, a predicted model, not a curated record
UCGUUAACCACAAGAUUGCAGUACAGUGGCUUGUUAUAUUUCCAAUUUGUGGAUGUGCUAGUCAAUUAAUGCACCUUCGUAAAUGUAUAUAGCACGUACAAUGUUAUUCCAGUUUGAUUGAACUAUUGCAAAGAUUUUCGAUCGAGAAUUUUCUCUUUCGUUACAAAAUGAUGAAACAGGGCACUUUUCACUGUAUCGUAAUAACGUUGCAUGAUCAUAUUUCUAAUUAUACAUUGGAAAUCUUGCAGACUUGAAAGUUGGAUUAAACAUGUAAUAAUUUGGCUAAUUUUAUGCUUGCUCUGUAAAUUUCUUCAUUAAACUAUUUGACAUUAUUUUAAUAAGUUUAUUAUUAGCAUUAGAAAAUCUGCAACUACUAUUAAGUAUUUAUUAAGUAAAAAUGAGUGCAAAUAAUAAUGCAACGGAAAGUGGACAGGAGAAAGUUCUAUCAGAAACUAAUGUGCAAACUGUCCCACAAAACUUGACUACGAUUCAGAAUAUACAGGCCGUUCAGAGUAUACAAAGUGUACAAAAUGCAAGUAAUAUUCAGAGUAUUCAAGCUGCGCAGACAGUUGCUGGACAAACGACAACAUUAGGAAAAUCCAUAUCCUUGGAACUUAAUUCUAAGCUUUUGAUGAAACCUUCGGUUCCUUCUAAUAUUGGCACAUCGGAAAACAAUAAAAUAACAACUAGUACGUUUUGCCCGGUUGGAUCUACAGUACGAAUAAUUGCACCGAGUAUGUUGAGUACGAUAGAUCGUCAGACUAAUCAAUCGCAAAUUCAGCAAACCACCCAACAGACGCAACAAAUUGUAACGAGCAUUCCGUCGACCUAUCACGUGCCUCGUGGGCCUGCAGCAGUAGCUAAUAUAUCAACACCAAGAGCUACCGUUGCGACUCCGCUAGUUAGGGCCAUUAGUACAGGCCAGCCAAUACCAAUAUCCAGAGCAGGGGUAAGCACGACAGCCUCCAACAGCCAAUGGCAGCCGAAGACAACCUCGGUGGUGUACGCACAGCCCCAGCGGCACCCUGUCCCAGUGGUAAACAGGCCGGCUACGAGACCCGUCGCGGGCACCGGUACCGUCUACGCGGGUCAGGCCCAGACCCAGGUCCAGUCUCCAGCUCAAUCUCAAGUCCAACAGCAGCAGCAAGCGCAACCGCGACUCGUAAGCCCGAGCCAAGUUGGUAGGCCCGUCCAAGCCACGGUUGUCACCGCCACGCCCUCGCGUCUCAUAGCCCCGGUGCUCCAGGCGCAAAACAACAUCGCCCGGUUGCCGGCCCCGACAAGGCCGCCCACGCCCCAGGUUGUCACGAAUAUACCCCAGGUCUCGCAAACCGGGAGGUCCGUCGCACAGUCGAUACAGCCUAAUCAAACGAGCAGAGCCAUAAGCAGUGCUCCAAUAAAUCGAAUUGCCGUGGCGGCUCCAGUGAUAGGUGCGCCAAAUAGAGUAGCUACAGUAACUUCUGUACAGACGACUGUUGGUCGGCAGUUAACCAUCAACACUGUCGCUGGCGCAUCCACUGGUACCGUUAGUCGUAUUGUCAUCCCGCAACAAGCCAUACAGCAGCAGCAGCAACAGCAGCAGCAACAACAGCAGCAACAGCAAGGGACGUCGCGAGUGGUACAGACGGUGACGCCCCUGACGAACUUUGGACAGGUUUCAAGGGUAAUCGCCACGACGUCGACGAAUGCGGGCGUCGCGGCAAACGUAACUCGCGUCGCCCAGACCGGACCCACCUCCGUCGCUCGUAUCACCAGCAUGUCCCUGCACCCGCUACCCCUUACGCCGGCACGCGUUACUCCGACGCCCCUCAAGGUCACUGCUCAGGCGCCCGGCAUCCAGGCUGUCCAGCUAAAACAAUCUACGGCGGCUAUACAACAACAGCAGCAACAACAGCAGCCGCAACAUCAAUCUCAGCAACAGCAGCCGCAACCGACCCCGGUUCUACAGAGGACAAUCGCUGGCGUAAACAAUGCUGUCAAUGCCACGUCAACGAGCGUUGCUAGCCAGCAAUCUGCCCAAGUGCAGGGACAGUAUCUUCAUCCUCCUCAUACAACUACAUAUUAUUCCAUCGAACCGUCGGGUACGUAUUCGCAGUAUCGUCAAACUUCGGUGCAACCAGUCCGUUUACUAGUUGAGCAAGGAUUUGAAGAGCCCCUUGGCAAACCAAAUGCCUCACCCAGGCCUAGUAUAUUAAGAAAAAGAGAUCACGAUAGUUCUCCAGGAAAAGCACCCGGGUCGCCUAAAGGCGACCGAGAUGGCGGUGGUGGAAAUCAAAGCUCGGGCUCGACGACAGUAUCAGCGACCUCAUCGCCGGGUCUUGACGAAGAACCCGAACAAUCACGUAUCACAAUUAAUCCGGCAGUCGAAAUGUCGCCACGAAAAAAACCGCGUAAACAACAGCUCACAGGAGUCGAACUCACCGAGUCGAGGUGCACCGAAGAGGAAAUGCAAUUUAUUACCGAAGAGAAAAUUAAGAAAGACAUUAAAGAGGAGUCGAAAGAUAAAUACAGCGAAAGAAAGCUCAACUCAAAUCUUCAGCAAGACUUGAAACCUCCACAAACGACACCCGUUAGAUCCAGACCGACGCCGAGUUUAUUAGGCACUUCUUGGAAGAAUCGUUGGGGUGGAAGAUUACAUCAUUACAGACGCCCGAGUGAUGUAAAACCCCGAGAAGAAAGAAGACCAACUGUUAAUGAAAUUGCGCAACAAAAACAUGUGCUGCAAAAAGUUAAUGGCUGGAAAGUUUAUCAUCUUACGUCGCAAAUGGAAGAUCUUGCUGAACUUGAAAAAUCUGUUCAUGAAAAAUUGAAGGCUACUUUGACAAUGUUGGAGUCCCAACAAACUAAAGGCAGGCAGGACGACAGCUUAGAGAGAGCAAAUGAACUGAUAAAGGGAAAUAUGCAGCGUAGUAGUUUAAUAAGUGAAGGCAUGAAUGAAGCACGUGUACAACUCACUGCAAUAUUUCAACAUAAAAACCACGUUUCAGACUUAUUGCAGCGAUGUGGUAAUAAGCGAGCACAAAAAAAGAGAUAAGUGAAUUUUCUCAAGUGGAAGAUCAAAAUAUAUUUAAUGAAAGACUAUAAAUACACGUGCGAAUUUUGAGAAUACGUUAUUUUUAUUAAA